GUUGUUUUUAAUUUUUUUAGCUUAUCCUUUUCUCCAUUUCACUUGACGUUUCACACAAGCCAGAGAACCUUUUUUCUACGCGUUAUCAUCCUUACUCACUCUCUCUCUCCUAAAACCCUAAAUUCUCUCGCUAAAAGCUUCUUCAAAUCCCCUCUUCUUCAUCGGAAUCAAUAUAUGGAUGAUGACAACAGUAUCGAUCCACUCUCCGGAGACUCUACCUGGACGCUCCCCGGUGAUUACAGCUUCUUCGGGAUUACCGAUACAAGAGACAACAACAUAUUGAGCGAGUUCGGAUGGAACUUCCAUCCUCCAGCACCGGUGUUAGAUCGGAUGGAUUCCGGUGGUAGUUGUGGUGUUCCGGAGGAGAUUAAUCCUACUACUAGUCCGGUUCCGGUUCAUUCUCAGGCUGGAUCCGUUGAAAACGUAAGAGACGUAUCUAUCUCAAAUCCGUUGGUUUCUACCAGCUCUUCCGAGGAUCGACCGGAGUCUUCUGCAGCUUCCGGUGAUGCCGCUUCCGGUGGCCAACCGCCAUCUUCGGACACAGGAUUAUUGGGUAAAGUCAAAAAGAAAGGCCCAAAAAGAAUCCGGCAACAACGAUUUGCGUUCAUGACCAAGAGUGAAAUCGAUCAUCUUGAAGAUGGUUACAGAUGGAGAAAAUAUGGACAAAAAGCUGUUAAAAAUAGCCCUUUUCCAAGGAGCUACUACCGAUGCACAAAUAGCAAAUGCACUGUGAAGAAAAGAGUUGAACGUUCAUCAACAGAUCCCACAACUGUAAUCACAACAUAUGAAGGUCAACAUUGUCACCACACAGUAGGAAUCAUUUCAAGAUUCUCGUUUAGAUCAUCAAGGGUUGCUUGGGGAUAUUGUGCCUACAAUUAUGCGCAACUGACUAUAUAUAUAAAAGUUACAGAUGGUAGAUUGGGAUUGCACUCCAAGUUAUCCACCAAAGACUCGUCAAUUUUAGGUAUUACAAAAGUUCGAACUUUUGAUGGAGAUGCAUUGACUAAAAAAGUAAAAGUUUUUAGUCUACUCAAUUGUUUAUUCAUUCUCUUCUUUCAACUAAGUGAUCACUAACCCUCUCUCAUAUUCAAGUUUUCACUUUUAAGUGUAUUAAAUCCAAGGAUUUUAUAUAAUUGUUAUGUAUAUGUAAUAACAUUAGGUUAUUGUAAUAUAAUUAUCCACCGAAAAGUGUUGGUAUUUUAAGUUCCUUUUGAUAAAGUACGAAUAUUAUAGGUGAUAUGUUACAAAGAAAAAAAAAUGAAGAGAGUUGGAAGUAGAAAUUGCAUGAGAAAGAGAAAGGGUGUGGGGUAAUUGGAAUAGUUGAUGCAUGAAAUGAUUGGUAGUUUGAUGUAGAGAAGUGUGCGCCUGAUAACUGUCAAUAUCGGGUGGAUUUCGAUGUUGCUUCAAAAAUUUGUCAGCCGACAGUAUAUAUUCUCCCU
Lactuca saligna is the source of this 1439-nucleotide messenger RNA. NCBI's taxonomy places the organism in Eukaryota, Viridiplantae, Streptophyta, Magnoliopsida, Asterales, Asteraceae. The record is from the annotation of a GenBank genome assembly.